Molecule: messenger RNA, 1533 nt
Organism: Xylaria bambusicola
Lineage: Eukaryota; Fungi; Ascomycota; Sordariomycetes; Xylariales; Xylariaceae
Exons: 3
Coding region: 82-1137 (351 amino acids)
Source: RefSeq, a predicted model, not a curated record
UACCCCAACAUUCGCUGAGACCAGAGCAAGAAACGACAUCUAUAUACAAUACGACACUCUUCUCCCUUUUUGCUUUUUCCGAUGACAACUCAUGUGAACGCAUCGGGGCGGCCUACUCUCGCACCCCUAUGGACCAACUCUAAGGGCCUCGGCCAACGGCCGACAGCGGCUUUCCGCGCCGCUCAAGGUCCAUUGCUGUCACCAUCGCCCAUGUCUGCAGCCACAGUUGCUAGUCCCGUGUACCCAAUCUCUUUUGAUAAAGCCUUGCGGAGGAAAGACCGAGCUCUUCUUGAUAGUCUCAAUCACAAGACCAGCCCCUUGAGUGCAUCAAGUCCUAAAUCGCUUCCGUCAAGCGACGGACAGUCGCCCUUAGUUUCCAAGCUCGAGCACGCCAGCAUACAUCUCACAACUUCUGGAGAAGCCCAGUCACCUAAGUCUCCAGAAGGUGUACAAGAUAUAUUGCUGACAACGAAAGAGUCCCGUCAGUUUAGCGCACAGGAAGACCAUGGCAACAUAAGAACAUCUGAUGUCUUUGUUAUCGCACGUUCCAUACGCCGCAAUAGCACUUCUGCUGCUGAGGACUCGGGCCCUUUCUGGGAAGCAGAAUCAUCUAGCGCAAAGACUUCACAUCGACUCACGCUGAGGGCUAUUGUCCGUCCUAAGAGCCCCAGGAGACAGACUUUUCUUAUUCAACGGAAUCUUGAUAUUGAUGAACUACGGGCAACGGCUUCCGCCAGCAUUGCAGAGAAAGGUUUUCCAAACUCGUCGCCGCUCAAAGCUAAUCGUAAACCCUUACCGGUUCCCUCAAAGUGGUCGUCAAUUAGCAAAGAUCCAAGAACAGCACUAUCCUCUUCACAUGCCGAGACACACUCGAGGAACGCGUCGCAUUCUAUCGACUACGAUAAACUGAUCGGUGAUUCAAAGACGGUCCCCAUUCAUACUCAUUACACGAUAUCUGCUCUCCCCGCGCUUGCCAUAUUGCUCACCUCCGGUCAUAUUCAGAAUGGAGACGUCAUUUAUCUUCCCGUACCUCACGCGGAAUCAUGGCCGCAGACUGUUCGCUAUAUUUAUACGGGUCGGGGUGAAUUGACAACUAGCAUGCGUGAAAACAUUCUCUACCUAGGUGGACGAGUCUAGUACGACGGAAGAAUAUACAUUUAAUCAAGUAACUAACGUAGUAUAGGUUGGGGAGGAGUUAUAGGGUAUGUCAAAAUAUAAAUGAGUUCAACAAAGACAGCAUACCCAAGCAUCUAUGACUAACGUUACUGUACACGACUUCUACUAUUUGUGAAGCAUCCCCGACUACGAACCAUCAAUAAAGGAUCUUCAUCAGUGUCCCAGACGCGUUUCAAUAUCUACCAUAACAUAACUAACUUCCACCCUUCUCGAUGUCUAGCGCACCUAAAAACUAUUCAAUUGUGUUGAUGUAUCAUAUACAAUAACAGCUAGCGCAAUCACUAUGAAGUUUAGUGAGGAUCGCAAGCAGUUACUGCCAUGUGUGUAUAAAGACCCCUGAGAAUAUCAGUUGAUCUC